AUGCCCAAAAUUAGAACGAACCGAACGAAACCACCUCCAGAGGGUUACGAGGAUAUCGCUGACAUCCUUGAAGAUUAUGCCAAGAAGAUGAGAGACGCCGAGAACGAUGAUCAUGAGGGAAAGCGCAAGGUUGAGUCGGUCUGGCCUAUCAUGCGGAUAUCGCACGCUCGAUCUAGGUACAUUUACGACCUGUACUACAAGCGGGAAGCGAUCAGCCGGGAGCUGUACGACUGGCUGUUGAAGGAAAAGUAUGCGGAUGCCAACUUGGUAGCAAAAUGGAAGAAGAACGGAUACGAAAAGCUCUGCUGCGUCAGAUGUAUUCAGACCAAGGAUAUGAACUAUCAGGGGUCGACCUGUAUCUGCCGGGUACCCAAAGCGCAGUUGAAAAAGGGAACCGUAGUGGAGUGCGUGCAUUGUGGUUGUCGAGGAUGUUCAACCGACUCGUAG
Messenger RNA from Filobasidium floriforme, 447 nucleotides. RefSeq names its product maternal g10 transcript. The record is from RefSeq and is a predicted model, not a curated record. Bases 1 to 447 code for a protein of 148 amino acids. Gene Ontology annotation, biological process: mRNA splicing, via spliceosome. The transcript has 6 exons. Lineage: Eukaryota; Fungi; Basidiomycota; Tremellomycetes; Filobasidiales; Filobasidiaceae. Gene Ontology annotation, cellular component: spliceosomal complex; nucleus.